CCCGGAAGCUGUCAUCGCGAGAAGGCGUGUUUCCGGAAGACGUGGCUGUUGCUGCAGUGGCAGCUGUCAUCAGAGCGACUGGAGGAGCUGCACUCCACACAAAACCCUCUUCUCCACUCCUCUGUCAUCCCUAGCUGUUUGAUUCGUCGCCAAAAUGAUUUCCCUGACGGACUCCCAAAAGAUUGGGAUGGGAUUAACAGGCUUCGGCGUGUUUUUCCUCUUCUUUGGGAUGAUCCUAUUCUUCGACAAAGCCCUCCUGGCCAUUGGAAACAUCCUGUUUGUAGCCGGACUCGCCUUUGUCAUCGGGCUGGAGAGGACAUUCCGCUUCUUCUUCCAGAAACACAAGAUAAAGGCCACCAGCUUCUUCCUGGGAGGCGUGUUUGUGGUGCUGAUAGGCUGGCCCAUCAUCGGAGUGCUGCUGGAGAUCUACGGCUUUUUCCUCUUAUUCAGGGGUUUCUUCCCUGUAGUAAUAGGCUUCAUCAGAAGAAUACCUGUCCUCGGCUCGAUUCUAAACCUCCCGUUCAUCAGUGCAUACGUGGACAAAGUGGGCGAGAGCAACACGAUGGUAUAACAAUUACUUUUUGUAUCCAGAGGUCUGUUUGAAUAUGGUAGUUUUUAUAAAGCAACACAAUCUCCCAUUGGCCAAUGGCUGAUUGACCGCAGUUAAGGUUAUACGUUAAGAUUACUCCCCCCCUGCGGCAGACAAAAGACUGCUUUCUAUGUAUCUGUAAUUGGACUGGUCAACUCUACCAAUCAAAGGGUCAUCAGAGCCUCGUACCGCAGGAGACUGUCACUACAGGAUGGAGCCGCCCAGGUCACUCUCAGAUGUCAUUGAUCUCUUCACCGCCGAAUGCAUCUCGCAUGAAAACGGAGGACUCGCCCCAAAGCACCGUGGACUCUCUCCAAGUGGCUUUCGUCCUCUGUGGAAUUACACAAAACACUCCUGAGCGCUCGCAGGGAGAGGAAGUGGACAGAGAGCUUGUUUUGUUGUCACAUUAUCGUGCCUGUGCUUUAACUUUAUUUGGACAAAAGCCUUCUAUUCCUAUAUUUGUGUCUCUUUGUAGUCAUUUUAUGGUGAUUUUUUUUCUCUCGCGGCUGUUUGAAUGCUCGGUGUGGCAGUUGCCAUUUUUUUCCCUACUGUUACAGUAGCUGCCAUUUCUGUGUAAGAUUGGCUAAUGAUUACUUAAGAAUGUUUUUUUUAUGAUCAGUGCUUGACUUCCUGUAUCAUACGUUGUUAAAGGGGAACACUAUUCAAUUUGAAGAAUUCAAACUCAAAGUUAUUCCUAUAUGGUUUAGGACACUCCAAUCAGUAUUUCUUAAAAGAACCAACUCUCUUUUGCAAACCUGAGAACAAAGAUUCAAACCUGUAUUGUCAUCACCAUCUAAAAUGUGGAGCUGCUCCACUGACAAUGAAUAUGGGUCAUAUGGAUUUUUUUUUUUUUUUUUUUUUUUUGUGAAUUUAGAGGCUUUAUAUGUAAGAGAGCUUUAUUCUAUAAAAGUGCCAUCAUAACUGAACCAGAACAUGCACCCAUAUGCCAAGAGAGUCCCUUUAGGUGCUCGUAUAGUCUCUCCUUAACCCUUUGUCCUUAUUCAUUCAUUCAUUCAUUUAUUUAUUCAUCAGUCAUCUCCAAAUUCUAUUUUUAAGGACAUCGCAGGAUCAUGUUCUCUGGAUUCAGGGUUUGGAAGAGAGUUCCUAAUCACUCUGCACCACAGGAGUGGAAUAAAUGAAUUUUAAAUUGUCGGGUCUUUCUGUUUAAGGCAUAGAAAUUUCUGAACGGUUUCAUGUGAGAUGACAAUGUUUUGCUGUAUGGCACUUUUGUAAAUAUACAAUGAAAAUUA
Molecule: messenger RNA, 1839 nt
Organism: Myripristis murdjan (pinecone soldierfish)
Lineage: Eukaryota; Metazoa; Chordata; Actinopteri; Holocentriformes; Holocentridae
Gene: golt1ba
Product: golgi transport 1Ba
Exons: 5
Coding region: 155-571 (138 amino acids)
Biological process (GO): endoplasmic reticulum to Golgi vesicle-mediated transport; retrograde transport, endosome to Golgi
Cellular component (GO): membrane; endoplasmic reticulum
Source: RefSeq, a predicted model, not a curated record